AUGGAGACACAGCCACUAGCAAGGAGUUUCAUCAAUCUUGAAAGGAUGGAAGUACCAGCUUUUUUCAAGAGCAAAAAUCCUUUCCCUCUUGAGUCUAGUCUGAAGGCCAGAGUUGACAGACAGAGCUUGCCAUCUCACAAUGUAAUGGUGUCAAUGAGGGCAAAAAUGCCAUUCAUGUACCAGAGAGAUGUUUGCCAUGCCAAAAUGUAUUAUGAACACUACCAGAAACAAUGCCUCAGGAAUGUAGCCAAGGACCUUAAUUUUUCCAAAGACGUUGUCAACCACAGAGGGCCAUUAGCUCUAUCCUUUAAGGAAUAUGACCCUAAAGGGCUAUAUGAUUUUUCCAAUGCUGUUCAGAAACAAAAAAGUGAACAUAUUAUUGCUGAGAAGCGACCAAGUAGGCUCAAACCUUUGAGGAGAUUACCUCACCUGAUAAAAUCAGAUAUUGCUCCUCCAAAAGAAACCACUACUACUGUUCCUCUCUGCUUGGAGGAGUUUAUCUGGAAAGCCAAGAUGGAAAGCACACUUGCAGAGCCACAGCUGCUGAUACCCAUUCCUCCCCCUCCUCCUCCUCCUUGUGAGCUUCCUUACCCACAGGCAUUCCUGACCGAACCUCAUGAGAUGUUAGAAGACUUGAUGACCAGAAGAUGGCAAACAACAACAUCCCAGGGCACCACGGUCCAUGAGCCAGAUCAUGGGGACCUGGGAUGGGAAGAAAGACUGCUGACAAAGUUAAGUAAGGCUACAGCUCAAUGGAUUGUGAACAAUCAGCCCUCUUGGGGAGGCUGGGUUCAGGGUAAGCUACGGGGUUUCAAGAAGCAAAAAUAUGACUGGAAUAGAAUCAGGUAUGUGCUCCCUUUUGAAAGUGAUGUAGAAUUACUGGAUGAAAUUCAGGCAGAGGAUACUGUAGAGGAAGGUCGAAUUCAAAGCGACAAAGAGAAGAAACCAGAGACACCUCUCCCUGCCUAUUAUUACAGGGUGCCAUCUUUCCACACGAGAGCGUUGUGCACAGAAGAUCCGAUUGGUAAAAACAGAACAGCAGAUCAAAUAUCAAAGAAGAGUGUCAAACAGGUAUCUCCUGUUAAACAUCGGGAACGGUUGAACUCCCAUGUGGGGAAAUACUCAUACACUACCCAGAAUGUCUUUGAACAAGAGCUCUAUUUUGGGUCAGCCAGCAUUGUUCAUCAAGAGACCAAGAAGGAUCGUUUGAUUAUGGAUAAUCAUUAUGAAUAUUAUAAACACCUCCAGCAAUGCUACCCAAGACCUCCAGAGGUCUGGAGCUUCAGACCAUCAAAAAAGACAGUUCAAAGGGUGCAGAAGGGAGCUGUCCACUGGGCAGCACUUCCCACUGUCAUUGAAGACUUUGCUAAACUAAGUGAAGCAGAAUCCCUUGAGCUAAUUAGGAAAAAAAGAGAAUCGCACAGGAAGACUGAACAAGAUGUGUCUGAGGAUAUCCGCAUCCGUAGGACUAUGCUGGAGCAGUGGAAGGCCGCUUGGAAAUUUGAUCCUCGGUGGCAGUCAGCAACUAUUGAAGGAUUAAUUAGAGACUUUGCAGAUGUGCAUGUUCAAAAUCGGAUCAAUGCUAUACUUAUCUGUGCAUCUGCUGUGCUUGAGCGGCCCCAUGCAGUCAAAGGUGCAAGUGAGGAGUCAGUAAUAGGAAUAGAACCUGGUGCCAAGGAUGUAGAAGUCGAAGAUAUGCCAAAGAAAAUACAGCCUUUGCUUAGAAAUACUCUGUUUGAUAAGGAUGCUCAUGUGAGAAUGGCUGCUGCAGUGGGCUUCUAUGCCAUAGGGAAAUGGAAUCGAGUGGCACAGUCCAUCAUGAAGCAUGCUCUGAUAAAUGGUAAUACUGCGGACAGCUGGGCAGCAGCUCAGGCCCUGGCGCUGGAGGGCAGUACCAGUUUCCAAGUAGUGAAAAGGAUCCUGUCUCAAAUUUUUCAUCAAAAGGAUGAUGCCACAGAAGACCAGGCUUGUCUUUUAUUAUCUCGGCUCAGCAAACACACAGGCUUGGUACAUUGUUUACUGGCAUCAGAACUGAACAGUUACCAAUGGAAACAUCGGGUUUUGGCCUGUAAAACAUUCUCGCGUAUUCCUGGGAAUGUCAGCCAGGAUCUCAAAAAUAAAAUUGUCCAGCUCAUGUGGACAGAUUGGAAGUUUGAUGUACGCCAGGCAGCUGCCAAGGCUUUGGGGCAUUUGGAACUUGGGAAAGAAGUCCAUGAUCAGCUCAGGGAGAAGCUAAAAAGAGGGGAUUUCCGGAUGAAGGUGGAAGCUCUUUCCUUGAUUGGUUGGCUGAAACUCAUGACAGCUAGGCUGCUUCCUGGCUUUCUUCAGUGUUUCACUGAUGAUUUUGUAGCAGUUCGCAAAGAAGCCUGCUGGGCAGCUGGAGAACUCGGAAUUAAAGAAGAGAUGGUGCUUAAAUGCCUAUUUAAGAUAAUGCAGACUGACCCCCUCUGGAAAAUCAAGGCUCUAGCUAUAAGAGCAUUGGGUCAGAUAGGCGAGGCAAGUCCCUACUUAAAAGACCUUCUCCUCUGGGCCCUUCAUUAUGAAGAAGAUCCUGGAGUACGGAGGGAAGCCUGCCGUAGUCUCAUUAUCCUCAAGCUGCAGGAUGAAACUGUCCGGGCUACUUUGCUGGAGAGAAUGAUAUUGGAACCAAAUGAGUUGGUUAAAGAGGAAGUGAGCCGUGCUGUGACAACUUUCAAUUUUGAACAGGAAGAGGAACACGAAAUGAUUCAGAAGAUUAAGGACAAGAUUGCCACAUUAAGCCAGAAAGACUUAAUAACUGAGAAACUGUGGAAACUUAAAGAGUUAACAGAGAACACAUGGCAUGAAGCCCACCGCAUCUAUCGAGAGAAGGGAGACAUAUUUGCAUACAGAGAAAUACGGGACAUCUUCCUUGAUGUUGUUCAAGUUACUUUCACAGAAAAUUUUUGUUGUCCAACCAGGAAGUUUUCGAAGCUUUGGACUGCUAUCUUGAAUUUACUACCUUGGUUGGGAAUACCUCCAAACCCAUGGACACAAAGAGCCUUCUUAGAAGCACUGAAAAUACACAAUGCUGAGAGGAAGAACGUGCCAAGAAACCAAAAACACCCACAGAGAAGCGGAACAAAUCCAGGGUCAAGAAGAGGGAAGAAACACUGCCCAGUGUCCAUUUUGUGCAUUGACCAGUCAGUUACUUAGCUGACUCUUUUACUGUGGGAAAGGAGGUACAAAAAUUGAGUAUAGACAAUAGCUUCUCAGAGGCUUGGAAGAAUAUAGUACAUUCGUUAAUUUGUGCGUGUAUGCCUGUGUGUCUGUCCCACCAUGGUCUCUAGCCAAAUCAGUUCUGCAGGGUUUUGAAUAACUGAGCUUUACAUCCUGAAACUAGAUACAGAAGCAUUACCAGCAUUGCUGUACUGCCAGCAGCACAUCUGUUACAGCAUUGCUGGUGAUACUUCUGCAAUAGAUGUGUAACUGUCAUGGGUGCCUGUUAUCGGAUAGUACCUAUUUAAAGUAAUA
Messenger RNA from Rhineura floridana, 3492 nucleotides. It is a transcript of the gene HEATR4, whose product is annotated as HEAT repeat containing 4. Gene Ontology annotation, molecular function: oxidoreductase activity. The record is from RefSeq and is a predicted model, not a curated record. NCBI's taxonomy places the organism in Eukaryota, Metazoa, Chordata, Lepidosauria, Squamata, Rhineuridae.